CUAGUGCAGAUACAAAAGGAGAAAGAACUAGGCCACAGAUAGCCUCGCGCACAAUCACACACCAAGAAUGUGCUUUGAGUUCGGUUGCUUCGGCGGCGGCAGACGGGAAGACUACGGCGGCGAGCGGCCUGCCCGCAAGGAGCUGCCAGGCCGAGGACGAAGACGGAGCCGCGGAAACCGCACUGCAGACCACAAGGCGCCCUCCGUCAACCAGCCGCAUGCUGUCGCCGCGGACGAAGCUGGGCACAAGGCCUACCAUGACGGCGCGUGGAAAGACCACCAUGCCGCCGGUGUCAACAGCGGUUACACUGCGUACGCGCAAAACAAGGCUGAAUACGACAACCCGAAGCUUCUGGCGUCGCACAACAAGGUGGGCGGCAACACCGGCUACACCUACGCUCCUGCCUACACCUACACGGGACGCCUCCACCAAGACGCUACAGAUCAUAAGAAGAACGCCCCCAUGGAUUACCACCAUUACCCAACCACCACUACUAAUACCAGUCUCGUAAGGUACUAGCUACUUAGAUUUGCUGGUUUGGCAGUUCACCAUCCCUCUCCCUGCUCACUGGCGUGUUUUCAGAUAUCAGUAGCUUUUUUUU
This is a messenger RNA of Lolium perenne, 602 nucleotides long. Lineage: Eukaryota; Viridiplantae; Streptophyta; Magnoliopsida; Poales; Poaceae. The record is from RefSeq and is a predicted model, not a curated record.